AUGGUAGAGGAAGCAGUAAGGUUCUAUCAAGCACAAUUCCAUGAAGAAUCAGUCCCUAGCUCAUUUGACAUUUUGCAACAUAUCCCUACAAUGGUAGACAGUGGUAAAAACAUUGAAUUAGUGCAGCAGCCAACCAAGGAAGAGAUCAAAAGUGCAGUUUAUGGGCUCAAUGGAGAAAGUGCUGGAGGUCUGGAUGGUUUUAAUAGUACAUUUUUUCACUCAUGCUGGGACAUAAUAGGUGAUGAUAUAGUAGAUAUGGUGCAAGAUUUUUUCAAUGGACAUGAAUUUCCAAGAUUUGUAACUCAUACAAAUCUGGUUCUUCUUCCAAAAAAGAAAGAAGUUGUGACCUUUUCAGAUAUGCGACCUAUUAGUCUUAGUAAUUUCGUAAACAAAAUUUUUUCAAGAGUUGUUUAUGAAAGGUUGGUAAGCUUGCUGCCUAGUCUAAUAUCUGAUGAACAGGAAGGCUUUGUGAAAAGGAGGAGCAUAGCGGAGAAUGUGUUAUUAAAGCAUGAAAUAGUUACAUAUAUUAGACUAAGAACCAAGGCAGGUCCAAAUGUAGUGAUCAAAUUGGAUAUGGCAAAAGCAUACGAUCGAUUGUCCUGGUUGUUCUUGUCAAAGCCUCAUGGUUUCUUUAGAUCAACUAAAGGUGUGAAGCAAGGUGACCCACUGUCACCUGCACUUUUUAUUCUGGCUGUAGAAGCAUUAUCUCGAGGGCUGAACUCUUUACACAAUAACCUUCUAUAUGCAUCAUCUACCAGUACACAAGUGAUUGAUAAGGUUCAGAGGAUUACAGGUAUUCCAAAGCAGGAGUUUCCAUUUACUUACCUUGGAUGUCCAAUAUUCUAUCUUAGAAGGAAAAUGGAUUACUAUAAGGGUCUUAUAACAAAGAGCAUGCCAAUUUAUUUACUUUCAGCAGUCAAUCCUCCAGCUUAUGUGAUCAACAGACUUCACAAGAUCUUUGCUCAGUUCUUUUGGAGUGAUUCAGUGGGCACAUCAAAUAGACACUGGGCAUCUUGGAACAACUUAUGCUUGCCAUGUGAAGAGGGAGGUGUGGGCUUCAGAUCACUACAUGAUAUGGCUACUGCUUUGUUCUGUAAGCUUUGGUGGAAUUUCAGAAUAAAACCAACCCUGUGGAGCUCCUUCAUAUGCCAGAAAUACUGCAAAAAACUCAAUCCUAUCAUAGUUAAUUGGAGGGGUGGAUCCCAUGUGUGGAGAAAAAUACUAGAGUGUAGGGAUAUCAUAGAGCAUCAGAUUUUAUGGCAACUCAAGAUGGGAUCAUCCCUAUUUUGGUAUGAAAACUGGACGGGGCUGGGUGCACUAUAUUUUGUUACACUUCUAGAUUUUGUGGGAGAUAAAGAAGUGCAGAACAUAUAUGAUGUGGUCAUUGAGGGACAGUGGAAUGAAGCAAGAAUAAGAGGGAUUCUUCCAGAAGACCUUGCUACUCAUAUAUUGGAGAACAUUCAACCUCCAUCUAGGAAUGAUAUGAUUGACAAACCUGUUUGGAUGCUUGAGACAAGGGGGGAGUUUAGUGUCAAGUCUGCCUGGGAGUAUUUGAGGAGGAGACAUGAGCCUAGAAAUGCUUACAGGAAUACAUGGGCGAGAGGAGUUUCUUUCAAGAUUUCAUUCUUCAUGUGGAAGGUUUGGAGGAACAAGCUUCCUUUAGAUGACUGCUAUAGAAGGUGGGGUUAUCAAAUGGCCUCUAAGUGUUGGUGUUGUAUAGAACCUAAGGAAGAAACACUGCAACAUCUGUUUUUUACCUCACCUGCUGCCAAUACUGUAUGGAAAUACUUCCUUGGACAUGCAGGAAUCGUAGUCGAGGGUAUCACUUUGCAUCAAGGCAUUACAAAAUGUUGGAUUGUUGAUGUUGUUCAGAGAAUGAAGCCUAUUAUGCAAGCACUACCUUCAGUCAUAAUAUGGGAGUUGUGGAAGAGGAGGAAUAUCUACAAAUAUGGUGAUGUUGUCACAGUUAACAGGGUGUUAGAACAAUAUACACCCAAGUUGAACUAUACAAAGGUGUUGUGGGAGUUACCCAGUCAAGGUUGGAUUAAGGUGAACAUUGAUGGGGCUUCGAGGGGUAACCCUGGUAGGAGUUCAGUAGGCUUUGUUUUGAGAAAUGAGGAAGGGAAUGUAGUGUAUGCUUGUGGUAAGGAGAUUCAGGAGGGAUCUAAUUCUGUUGCAGAAGCAAGAGCAAUCCUUGAAGCACUGAAGUACUGUGUUGGGAAUGGCUAUGUGUUAAUUGAGUUGAACACUGAUUCAAUGAUGCUGAAAAAUAUAAUAGAAGGAGUAUGGAAAAUACCAUGGAAUAUCAGUGAGAUUGUUGAGGAGAUCAAGCAGAUGAUGACAAGGUGUAAUACAACAGUAGCUCACAUACUUAAAGAAGGGAACAGCCUAGCAGACUACAUUGCAAAUUAUGCACUAGAUCAUGGUCCAUUAGAAUGCUUUGGAUUUCAGGAUCUGGAUUCACAUGCCAGGAGAUUAGUGAACAGUGAUAAACUACAAUGUCCAUACAUAAGGGUGAAGGAAAUGUUACUGUGCUUAUGCCCUAUUUUUUUGGUGGAAUUCCAGUUGGUGGUAUUAGUGCUAAGCAAUCAUUCCACUGGAAAGAAACCAAGGAUAGGCACAAGCAUAAGAGCAGGAUAUGAUAGUAGGCUGUCCAGUUUUUCAGUGAUGGACAAGCAACUUUGGCAAGCAACACUAUUGAAAGCUGAAUUAGUUGGAAAGAAUAAAAAAGUGAAGCUUAACACCUCAUUAACACCAUCAGUGAUCCAACCUUUUUCAGACAAAGAAGAGCAGCAGGAAACAAAUUUUGGUGAUACCAAAAAUUUCACAAACACUCAGGUAUACAUCAGGUAUAGAGUUGAAGGACAGAUCUCUAAGAGGAACAGCUUGAAACAAUCGUUGAGGAUAUCCCCACAUACAGGGAGCCAGGCAAAUGAAGAACAACAGAAGAACCAUCAGAUACUGAAAGAAGACACAAGACCAUUUGGAAAAUGUAAACAAAGAGCAGGAAAUAUGUAUCUCAAGGAAAAGGCAACAGUUUUCAACUGA
Molecule: messenger RNA, 3048 nt
Organism: Nicotiana tabacum (common tobacco)
Lineage: Eukaryota; Viridiplantae; Streptophyta; Magnoliopsida; Solanales; Solanaceae
Source: RefSeq, a predicted model, not a curated record